Molecule: messenger RNA, 1206 nt
Organism: Raphanus sativus (radish)
Lineage: Eukaryota; Viridiplantae; Streptophyta; Magnoliopsida; Brassicales; Brassicaceae
Exons: 8
Coding region: 133-987 (284 amino acids)
Source: RefSeq, a predicted model, not a curated record
CUGUCGAAAAUCAUUUGCAGAUUUUUUUUAAUUGCGAGACAGGCUCUCUCUCUCUCUCUCUCUCUCUCUCUCUGAAUCUGUAGACCGGUUCAUCAUCGUGUCUCCUCCGACAAAAAAAAAUCGAUCGCAGCAAUGCAUGCUCUAAAGGACAAGGUCUCGCAAAAGCUUUCGAAUCUCUUCGCCGAUUCCCCUUCCCAAUCUGCAUCUCCUCGCUCUGCCCUCACCGAUUCUCCAAAGGGUUCAGGGGGGAAAUCGUUUACUUCGUAUUUCUCAUUCGGUGCUGGAAACGAGGAUGAAGAUUCUGAAUCAUCAUCAUCAUUACCUCCUCCUCCUCCCAUUAGAACGGACAGCUACGAGUCUGUUGAGAAUUGCAAACAAGAGGAGGAUUGUAAUAAGAACCAACAAGCUGCUUCUUCCACUAUGAUGGGUGGAGGAGGGGAGGAGAUGAAGGAGUUAACAGAGAGCUCUGCUUUUAUCUCUCCUAACUUGUGCGAGUUCUUGCACGCUUGUCUUCCUAACAUCGUUAGAGGUUGCAAAUGGGUCUUGGUUUACAGUACGUUGAAGCAUGGCAUUUCACUUCGUACGCUUCUUCGUAAAAGCGCUGAGCUUCCUGGUCCUUGUUUACUGGUUGCUGGAGACAAACAAGGUGCAGUUUUUGGUGCUUUGCUUGAAUGUCCAUUAACAACUACUCCUAAGAGGAAAUAUCAGGGUACAAGCCAGACAUUCUUGUUCACUACUAUUUAUGGUCAACCACGCAUAUUUAGACCUACAGGUGCCAACCGAUAUUACUACAUGUGUAUGAACGAGUUUUUGGCCUUUGGAGGUGGAGGAAGCUUUGCGCUAUGUUUAGACGAAGAUUUGUUGAAAGCAACAAGUGGACCUUCUGAAACAUUUGGGAACGAAUGCUUAGCUAGCAGCACAGAGUUUGAGUUGAAGAAUGUCGAGCUCUGGGGAUUUGCGCAUGCGUCUCAGUACCUCUCCUCCUGAUCCUUGGACGAGAAUUGAUAUUUAUUACAUCAAAAGGAAGCUUACCCAUCUUUUUGAAUCUAUUAAUUGUUUCAGAAGUUAUGGUUAGGCUAUAAGACAGUUUUGAGGGUUUUACAUGAUUGUAUCUGUGCUACUAAUUCAGCUGUGUGACCUUUCUCCGAGAACGAUUGUGAUAUUUUGUCAUAUACAUAUAUAUAAAAGAUUCAUCUUGUUUCAAAA